AAAUUUUAGUGAAAAUAGUGAAACUUUCGGAUAUAAAUUCAAAUGACUAGCAUAAUAAAUUUAUUAAAGUUUUCUAUCUAUGACUUCUCUAUUUAGCAAAUAUCCCUGGUACACUAAGAAAUAAAUUCUAUAGUAAGUGUAUAAAGUGUGAGUCUGCCGCCAUAGUUACUUUUGAAAUCGUCGUUGAUACCAAUUGGAAAAAUAUUAGCAAAGUUACAAGCGAAACUCUGCGAGCCGCGUUAACGACGAUUGUCAUUCGGUUGGAGCUUUUCAGAAAAACUGUGAAUCGAGUAAAUCGGUUUGUGUGGCUUUCAAAAGUUGUGAAAAGCAAUAAUAAGAAAAAACGCCACAGACAUUGAUAUCGGAUUAGAGAAUCUAAUAAGCAAAAAAGUGUAAAAGUGUGCGAAAAAUAUUUCGCCGAAUUGCUUAAAUUCCGGCUGUCAAAAAUAAAAUCGACUAGACGUUGAGUUUUGUCUUGCUUGCGCGCAUCGUUGACCAAGUGCGACCAUAAGUAGUUGUAGUUGCGCUAGUCAUACUACAGGUGUCCUCAUAAGGGACGGAUAUAUUUAGUAGCCGCACCGCUUAAUCGACUUAGUUGCAGACGAGUGCCGAAGUGAAUCGAGUCUGCUGGUUUUGGUCUUCGUAAUUAUUCGGUCUGAUUGGUCGUGGUAGUUCGUUGAGACAAAAAUUCAGUGCGAUUGCUGCGAGAAUUGAAUUCGUCGUACUCGUGGGCUUUAAACAGCAAAGAAGGAAAAUUUUCUUUUUUUUAAUAGAAAUUUAGUUUGUGCGCUACGCUCCACACACACAUUAAAAAUAAAAUUUCAACAAAAUGGCGUUAAAAAGAAUUAAUAAGGAACUACAAGAUCUGGGCAGAGAUCCACCUGCACAAUGUUCAGCUGGACCAGUCGGCGAUGAUUUAUUUCACUGGCAAGCUACAAUAAUGGGACCGCCUGACAGUCCGUACCAAGGUGGCGUGUUUUUCUUAACAAUUCAUUUUCCAACAGAUUAUCCUUUCAAACCGCCUAAAGUGGCUUUUACAACGCGUAUAUACCAUCCAAACAUUAACAGUAACGGAUCGAUUUGCCUCGACAUUUUAAGAUCUCAGUGGUCGCCAGCAUUAACUAUUUCAAAAGUUUUACUAUCGAUUUGCUCUCUUCUCUGUGAUCCAAAUCCAGACGAUCCGCUUGUACCAGAGAUUGCAAGAAUAUAUAAAACCGAUCGGGAAAAAUAUAAUGAAUUGGCACGAGAGUGGACUAGAAAGUAUGCUAUGUGAUGCGCUCCAGUUCGUACUAUCGAUCCGUCAACUAGUAACAACAGCAACAUUAGCAACAAGAAUGGCAACAGAAUGAAGGAUUGCUAUAGCAUCAUCAAGACCAACAACAACAAUAUAAUAAAAUCAACAAUAGCAACUACAAUGGCAUAGCGCUCCAAAGUAAGGGUUUAAAAUAAUAUAUAGCAGAAGCAACAACAACAGCAAAUGCAACCAAAACCACAAUGUGAAACAAUUCUUCUUCAGCAAAUAAAAAAUAUGAAAAAAUAUUAAAACAAUAAAAAAACACUGCAUUAAUUCAAGAGUAAGCAAGAAUUAUGCGUAUAAAACAAGAGAAAAGAAAAACGCCACAGAAAGCAAAAUAAAAAUCUGCGGGAAAAAAA
Molecule: messenger RNA, 1653 nt
Organism: Bactrocera latifrons
Lineage: Eukaryota; Metazoa; Arthropoda; Insecta; Diptera; Tephritidae
Gene: eff
Product: ubiquitin-conjugating enzyme E2-17 kDa
Exons: 6
Coding region: 830-1273 (147 amino acids)
Biological process (GO): protein polyubiquitination; ubiquitin-dependent protein catabolic process
Cellular component (GO): nucleus
Molecular function (GO): ubiquitin conjugating enzyme activity
Source: RefSeq, a predicted model, not a curated record